CCUGACUUUGUCAUCUCCUGCAAAUCCAAAACACAUAAACUGCACGAAAAGCUUAAAUGCUCAAACACAACCUGCAAAAUGUCCUUAAAAGUCUGGUGCUGUUUACACGCCGCCCCGUGAAAUCACGUUGGCGGCGGCGUCCGUUGAUUAAUUGGCCUGAGAGAAGAAAGAAAAGACACCAAACGUCUGUUUAUUUUCCUGAAAUAUCAAAUGAAUUCACAUCGUUGGACCUCAAACGGUCGUUUAAAUGAAACCAUGUGAGACACUGCGAGUGGAAAUCAGACAUUUUUUUAAAAAGGGCAAAAUCUGAGUUUUUGGCUGAUUCACACUGGAAACAGACUUUGGACUUGAAGCUUCUGCUCCACUGAAAUAAAACAAUUAAGCACUUCAGGAAAAUGUGGCGGAGUAAAAAGGUAAAACAUCACCGCUGAGACGCAGCUUCGAAGUAUAAAACAGGGUCGAAAUUGCACUUAAAUACAUGCACUUUGUUACUCUCCACUCACUGGAGAGAGUCAGAACCAGCAGACAGGACACAGCGUGCGGCCCGUUGCACAGCGCUGGAGGUUCUGUUCAGAUUUACACAGUACACAAAAUCUAUUUAUGCAGCUGCAAGCGGCAGAAUUCCCCGCUGGAGUCUGUGGUUUAAAGCGUAGUAUAAAACCAUCAGAUCUGAUUAUCGGCCAAACGUUGUUAUUGCCUAUAAAAAUAAUCAUUCGCUAGCGGUAGUGUCCCUUCGAGAGCCAGUUCAAAUAUGAGAGGGGGGAAAAAGAAAAAAAAAGAAAACCCACACAAGGGUCCGAAAACUUGGACGGGCCUGGAAAAAAACCUUGAGAGUGUUUCCUUCCUGCUGCGCGAGCCGGUGGAACAUGUCGUGUUGAAACAGUGGAGCAGAUUCUUCCCACCCUCGCUUCCCAUCGCAAAAAAACAUUUUAUAACUCCUGUGAAAGAAACCUAAAGUGCUCCUUUAGUGCUGCAUCGCUAUUAAUGCUCUCCACCGACACCAGAUACUCUGUUCUGACAGAACUCAAAGCUAAUAGGAAAAUAAUUCCCCCUCCCGCUGCCGGUCCCCGCCUGAAAUGAAAAUUGCGGCCAGACAUCGGGUGAGUUGUGGUUCCCCGAAGCAGCAGGAGAGGGAAAAUCUGUCAAUGAGAGGAGCGGGGAGGGAGGUGUCGCUGCGAUUAUGUGCAUGUACGGACGUCAAAAGGAUGCUACUUCCUCUUGCGGUCGCCUCGCGUUAAAACCGAGGCUCCUCGACCCGCCUGGAGGUCGGCUGACCCCUCCGCCUCCGGCCUUCGCUCUGCAAACACAUCGAGUAGGUGUGAAGGAAUGCUGAAAUCUGCUCGGAUCCCGGCGAUGUUCCCCUUCCCUUCCCCCUCGAGACACGCUGGGCUGUGGCGGGAAAACGUUCCCCGAUGAUUGAGGCGGGAUAAAUCACCUGCUCGGAGACAGAAAGGGCAGCGAGCGCAGGGAAGGAAAACAGCUCCGGGUCCAGAAUGAACUCCAAAUAUGACUUGUGGUCUGCGAGGAUAUAAUGCACCGAGAGGCUGCUGGUGCUGGAAAUAUGGUGGGCGUGAUCCACCGAAACCAAAACGUCCGGUAUUAAUAACACACAACACAUCGAUAAAUCUGAGAGGACGAGCAUGUUUAAAUCACAGAAAAUAUAAUGUUCACUAGGAUGACUUGAUCUCUUUACUGCCGCUCAAAGCACAUUGAGUAUAGAGGCCAAUUUCUGCCAGUUAGAAAGAGGAAGAAGAGAUGAAAACUUGGUCGUAUGAGGCAAAAAGUCAAAGCUAUGAGAUAAAGAAUUGAAAUUAUGAGGUAAAAAGUGAAAAUUAUACAUUCAAUUGUCAAAAUUAUGAGACAAAGAGUCAAAGUUAUUGGUUAAAAGUUUAAAUCUAUAGUUAAAAAGUAAUAAAAUUAGAUAAAAAGCAAAAAUUAUGGGAAAAACAUCAAACCUAUUCAAUAAAAAGUUCAAAAUUCAAAAUUACUAGAUAAAAAGUAAAUAUAUGAGACAAAUUUAUGGGAUAAAAAUUCGAAAUUAUGAGUUAAAAAGUCAAAAUAUGAGACAAAAUAUGAUGCUCAUGAGACAAAAUUCAAAAUCAUGAGAUAAAUAGUCAAAAAAAAAUAGAUAGUAAGUCACAUUUAUGAGUCAAAAAAGUAAAAAUAUGAGACAAAGACUGAAAGUUACGAUACAAAAUGUUAAGGUUAUGAGAUUAAAAGUCUGUUAUGAUGUAAAUCAAGCCUAAUUUUUAUUGUUACUUUUAACUGGCAGUAAAUUGACUUUUAUCCUCCAUCACACAGACUGAUGGAAGUAUUGAUGAGUCGAAACCUAAAUGUUGAAAAUGGAGUUUGGCGCCCCCUGCUGGCCUCGUCUGAAGUGUUAUUGUCUUCCUCUGACUCAGCUGUAGAUAAACAUACACACAGUAAACUGAUUUAAACUGUUUAUCAAGGUUAUAAACAGGGCUGGAACUCCAAAUAUAUUUAAUUAUUUGUCGUUAAAUUCAUGGAAAAUAAGCAAAUCUUCACAUCUCAGAAGCUGGAAGCCGGAGCUGUUCAGCAUUUCUGCCUGAAAAAUUAAUCAAAACUGACAAAUUUACGACCGAGAUGGUGGAGUGUUUUUCAUAUGAAGGUUAGGUUAGAACAGCAACAACACACACACACUCAAAGACACACACACACACACUCAGGUGCAUUCCCCAGAUGUCGUCUUGGCGCUCGAGCUCCCUCCUGUCAGCUGAUCGUUGCAUUCCUCUGUGUGUGUGUGUGUGUGUGUGUGUGUGUGUGUGUGUGUGUGUGUGUGUGUGUGUGUGUGUGUGUGAAUAAAGCCUUUCACACUGUGCUGACAACAGUUGCAUGUUUUCUGCAUUAUUAUUCGGCUGGUAAAAAUAUCACCAGGGUUUAUUUUCGACCCGUAAAUUCAGCAGGUUUGUAGCAGCGGUCGGUCGGCAGUAAAAGAGAACAACAUCUGUAUUGUUCUUGGGUUUCGCCACUGCUCAGGUGAUACAGAGGGGUCAGCCAGUAAUUGUAGGGUUGCUGGUUCAAUCCCAUCGCUGCUUAUCAUAAAUUACUUACGUCUAUGGUGAGAGAGAAUAAGUCAGUUUUGAACAAAAGCACGUUUUUGGUGAUCGUGACAAUGAGUCAGUGGAUUUGACUCAUAACUGUGUUGUUAUCUGUUGUUUUGGACGUGAUUUGAGAUGCAACACUUGAGUAUUUUCAUUUUCUGCGCCUGCGCACUUUUAAAUUGUGUACUUUUUCCUGUUUUAGACCAAUUGUACAAAAUAUAAUCACUAAAGAAAUUAAGAUGCAUGCAGCUGGAUAAAGAUAAGAGGGCCCAGCAGGACUGCAGCUAACACCUGGCUGGAUCCUGUGCAUGGCCACCGUCCCGCUCACGCUCCUGGAAGAGUCCCAGAAAAGCAGCGUAAAGUGAGGAGAGACUGGAGGAAGGAGGCCGGAGGGAGCGACAAGCUGCAGUUUAGAGAGGAGGAAAAAUCUGAAACUCUCCAAUAACUUUGAUGUCUUUGGGACCGUUUCAGGACGCACAAAUACCACAGCGGAAAAUGGUGGCUGUCCCCCUCCAUUCUUUCUAUCUGCUCAUCACAGUGUUCCUGCUAUGUUUACUACACUUUGCCCAUGGCGGGGCAUAUUAUGGACAUAAACAACCACCUCAACAACACCAGCCCUUGCCACAGUACAAUGAUGGAUUUCCUCAGCAACAGUUUAUGGGGAAUGAGAUGCCACACCUGCCUUACGGCAAAGAAGGCCCAUCAUUGCCUCAGUAUGGGAAAGAGCUUCCUCACCUGCCCUUGCAAAUGGGCAAAGAGAGGCUGCUGACUGAUAGCAAAGGACAAACAUUCCCCAGAGGGGCUAAAGGUCCACCUCCCCCUAGUCCUGGUGGAGAAGGUCUCAGAGAGGGACCUCAAGGAGUUCAGGGCCCCCCGGGACCACCAGGACCACCAGGACCACAAGGCCCCUCGGGGCAACCAGGCCAAGGAUUGCCAGGAUUGCCAGGAAAACCAGGGCCUCCUGGUCCUCAAGGCUACCCAGGAAUCGGAAAACCUGGCAUGCCAGGAUUGCCAGGAAAACCUGGAGGACCUGGAUUAUCAGGACCAAAAGGUGACCUUGGUCCUAAUGGUGGUGAAGGACCAACUGGACUUCCUGGGCCUCCAGGGCUCCCAGGCCCUCCUGGAUUACCUGGGAUAUCGAAACCUGGAGGUCAGGGGCUGCCCGGACAGGGAGGUCAUCGAGGAGAGCCUGGCCAAAAAGGUCCACCAGGGCUUCCUGGUCCUCCAGGCCCUAAGGGGGAGACAGGACUUGGUCUACCUGGUUUGCCAGGUUUAAAAGGACCUAGCGGACCACCAGGCCCACCUGGAAAUGCCGGCAUCCCUGGGGUUGGCAAACCUGGCCUUAAUGGUCUCCCUGGACAGCCAGGGAUACCAGGAAAGCCUGGUCCUCCUGGAGAGCCAGGAAUGGCAGGGCAACCAGGUGAAAGUGGUCAACCAGGAGCACCAGGCUUACCAGGAAUUGGAAAACCAGGAAUAGAUGGUGUCAGAGGGCAACCAGGAAUGUCUGGAGGUAAAGGGGAACCAGGCCCUCCUGGUUUACCAGGGGGUCCAGGCUUACCAGGCUAUGGUAAACCAGGGUUUCCUGGACCUAAGGGUCACAAGGGGCAUGCUGGUCUCCCUGGACCUCCAGGUCUUAAAGGUGAUAAAGGUCACGGAGGUCUUCCUGGGGUUAUCGGCCCCACUGGACCUAGUGGUAUGCCUGGCCCACCUGGUCCAAUAGGACCUCCAGGUAGUCUUGGCUUCCCAGGGCAAAAGGGAGAAGAUGGUUUAAUGGGAUCAAAAGGAUAUCCUGGAGUUAAGGGUGAAUUAGGGCCUCCAGGUCUUCCAGGACAGCCUGGUUUAUCAGGAGUAGAUGGACAACCAGGACAAAGAGGUUUUCAAGGGCCCAUUGGCCCCAAAGGAGAACCUGGAAUGAGGGGUUUACCUGGUGCCCCUGGCAGUGUAGGAAUAUCUGGACCAAGAGGAGAGAGUGGACAACCUGGAGAAAAAGGCCACCAGGGACCACAGGGUAUCCCAGGGCUUACAGGACCAGGGGGACCAAUUGGACCUCCUGGGCUACCAGGACCGAAAGGCGAAUCAGGUGUGCAUGGUGCACCUGGCUAUCCUGGUGAAGGAAAGCCAGGAGUCCCUGGUCAAAUUGGUCCUCAAGGUAAACCUGGUCCAAGUGGCCCCGCUGGACUUCCCGGGCCACCAGGACGACCCGGACCCCCCGGUCCUCCAGGACUACCUGCUACAUCUCCUGACCUUGGACAGAUCCUUCCCGUAUCCGGCCCACACAAUAGCCAAAAACAGGUGUACAAAAAGAAUGGAGGGGACAUAAGUGGAAAUGGCCCAGAGAUGCCUGCGUUCACGGCUAAGCUCACAAAUCCAUUCCCUCCUGUUGGCUCCCCUGUCAUCUUUGACAAACUCCUUCACAAUGGCAAUCAGGACUACAAUCCCCAAACUGGCAUUUUCACUUGUAGCGUACCAGGGAUCUACUACUUUGCUUACCAUGUCCACUGCAAAGGAGGUAAUGUGUGGGUGGCACUGAUGAAGAACAAUGAACCGGUCAUGUACACAUAUGAUGAAUACAAAAAGGGCUUGCUGGAUCAGGCAUCAGGGAGUGCUGUACUCCCGUUACGACAUGGAGAUACUGUGCAUAUACAGCUGCCAUCCGACCAGGCUGCAGGACUUUAUGCUGGUCAAUAUGUCCACUCCACAUUUUCUGGGUACUUAUUGUACCCAAUGUAAGGAAUGUGUACAAACAAAGGUGAUUGUAAUGACUUACUGAAGGCAAAUUUACCAUACUUUCGGUAAAACUACUGCAGUCUCAAAGGUACAGUUCAAGAAGGUCAAGUGAAAUGGUUUACAAUGAGUGCUGGAAGAUAAUCUUGUUUGUUUUAUAUAGUAGCAACAUACUUCAUUGUAUUUACAUCAAGCAAUGGAGUCUGAGUCAUUGGCUACGAUAUGUAAGAAGCAAAGUUUCUUGUGAGGGUUCUGAGUAGGGGAGAACAGAGAUAAAAUAAAAAAUAAAAUAAAAAAACACAUACUACCAAAUAUUUCAGUUGUCUUAAUAAUGUCAUAAUUCUUGUAUGUUUACAUUGUGCAUUUAUUCGUAUAUCCGUCCACACACAAUAUAUCAUGACAUGGCUGGAAUAAUUCCUGGAACAAUGAGACUAUAUGUUGCAGAAUUGUAUUCACAUUUUCACUAAUUUACGCUUUACAGUUAUAUACUGUAUACUGGGCACAUAAGAGGAUACUAGAACAUUGUACAAUGCAUUUAGUCACAACUUUUUGACAAAGCAGCUUUUAAACGGCUAAAUCUGAAAUUAAAACAAGUGGGUGAUUUUUUAAAAUCCACUUUCAUAUGGUUUUUACACAUUUCAGUCCAGAAUGGAACAAAAAAACACCUUUUGCAGUUUUGUCCAGAAUUUAUCCACAAAAUCUUUUAUUUGCUUUUGACAGUUUGGUGUCACGAUUUGUCCUGUUUUUUUUGUAAUAGAUAUGAAUUCUUUGAAAGGUUUUUGUCAAUUUGUCAGUAUUCUCUGUAAUUUAUUUGUUUGACUACUGAUUACUUGUGUUAAUUUCUUUGUAUUAACAGUAAAAUACAUUCAAAAAUGCAGAACACAACCUAGACAAAUAUUCAAAAAUGUAUUCUCACUCAUACCCGUUCAUACCACCAAGUUUUAGCUUUUAUUAUUUUGUGCUUUAUUUCUUCAAACUGUGGAUGUGCAAUUUUGUGUUUUGGGGGGUUUGUUUGCUUUACUUUGGACAAUGGUGCACAGCAUUAAAUGGUAAACUGUGCCUAAAAUAUGUGAAUUUUGAUUUGUUUUCUUUGUUGCUUUUGUUAGAUAAUGGUUUAAUAAAGAAACAGAAACAUG
Molecule: messenger RNA, 6922 nt
Organism: Acanthopagrus latus (yellowfin seabream)
Lineage: Eukaryota; Metazoa; Chordata; Actinopteri; Spariformes; Sparidae
Gene: col8a1b
Product: collagen, type VIII, alpha 1b
Exons: 5
Coding region: 3513-5792 (759 amino acids)
Molecular function (GO): protein binding
Source: RefSeq, a predicted model, not a curated record